Botrytis cinerea B05.10 is the source of this 1253-nucleotide messenger RNA. RefSeq lists its product as hypothetical. The transcript has 3 exons. The coding region runs from base 264 to 995 and encodes 243 amino acids. The record is from RefSeq and is a predicted model, not a curated record. NCBI's taxonomy places the organism in Eukaryota, Fungi, Ascomycota, Leotiomycetes, Helotiales, Sclerotiniaceae.
GUUCUAAAACACCCCAAUCCAUUCCCGCUUACCUCUUUAUGGAAAGGGGGGGUGAUUUUUCACAUGUCAGCGGGAAGGAACCGAGAUCCUGGAAACUCUAUCCCACUUCGCUUGUGACAUCAUCGUCGCAAUCAAUGCGGAUGUUUUAUUUCAACAUUUGAUUUCUUUCAGAGACGCGCAAUUUAUUCAUUGAUUCUGCAAUUGACAUUUCUUUACCCGAUAGACCACGCAAUUGCAAUUAAAGAAUAAAGAACUCAAUCAAAAUGGACGAUCCAAAAUCGCAGAUUACAUCUUUAAUCCACGCCCUCUGCUCCGGGGCUCCCUCCGCUCAACAACAAGCUCUAGAAGAGUAUUUUACUCCCGAUGCGUCGUUCUCGCAUCCGCUAUGCUCGGUACCUUCCUUUUCUUCUGUUCGACUGCCAGUGGUUGGAGAGGUGAAUAGUAGAUGGGUAUUGGGGUGUGUGUAUAAAUGGUAUAAGGUGUUGAGUCCAAGGGUUGUGGUGGGGGUAGAUGGAGUUGAAUAUAACUCCGAAGCGCAAACUCUCUUUCUUCAACUCCACCAACAAUUCCAUCUCUUCUUCGUUCCGUUCUUCUAUCCAACAGUAUACCUAACGACAAUCAUUUAUCUCGCCCCCACCAAGGAAUCUUCCGAAAGCAACUCCUCAGCAUCCCAAACCAAAUACCUUAUAAAACACCAAGAAGAUCUCUAUCAAUCCGCAGAACUCGUCAAGUUCUUCUGGCCGGGAGGAACACAGAUUAUUAGCUUUUGGAGAUUGAUUGCGACAUUUUUGUGUAUACUUGGAGCAAUGAUAUUUGCGCCGAUGACGUGGAUGGAGGAGUGGGGUUGGUUUGGCAAUGGGAAAGAUUCGAAGAGGGGCGAGAAGGAGGAUGAAGAGGAACGCGAGACAGGUAGUCGCGAUACUAACGGGGUAAAUAGUUCGAAGAGGGAGAAGAGAAGGAAAACGAUGAAUGGGUCUGGGAGGAAAAAUAGAUAGGGUGAUUUGGUUAGUAUUAAAGUUGUAUAUUUCGGGAAGACAUAAUGGAGUUUUGGGAUACGUUUGGCUGGAUGGGGAUCUAUUACUAAUUGUACCAUAAAAAUCAAUUUGUUGCAUAUCUGAAAAUUAAUAAUUUUGAGCUUGCUCACACACGUUAGCAAAGAGCAAAAAAUUCAAAGAGUUUCUCUAUCGACGUGCGAGGAUAAAUAUCAGAUAUGCAACAAAACUCCCUUCAAUACUAAUAAUAUGAGCAGCUCA